Molecule: messenger RNA, 2162 nt
Organism: Prosopis cineraria
Lineage: Eukaryota; Viridiplantae; Streptophyta; Magnoliopsida; Fabales; Fabaceae
Exons: 7
Coding region: 674-1861 (395 amino acids)
Source: RefSeq, a predicted model, not a curated record
AUUUGCACUGGAGCCAGCAGGCCAAUCGUAUCUAUCAUUCCCCACCUAUUUUUCCUCCUCCUGGUAGUCAUUGUCGUAAGUUUCGAUGUCCGCUCCAUAAUCGGAGAAAGACGAUAACUGUCUUGUUGCCGUCAUCAUCCUCGCUCUCUAAGAAUUAAAAUCGAUUCUUUUCCAUUCCCAAUUUAUUAAUUUUAUGAAUCAGAAAAUUCUGUUCAGAUUUUCCCUUCUCUCUGUUGUUGUCACGUUGAUGUUUUUUCUGGGCUUUACUUAUCAUUUUCCCUGAUUAUUUGUCUUUCCCAUUCUUAUUCUGAUUGAUGACCUUGUAGCAGAGAUGAGAGCUCUUUCGAGCUUUGUAAUGGUGCUAGAGGAUGGUUUUGAUGUUCUUCUGCUGUAAAUUUUGAAAUCCCCUUUUCUUUUCGUCAUUUCUUGUUGGACCCAUUAUUAGGACAUUUUUUUUAUUCUUUUGCAGCCUCUCUUCACCUAAUCCAAAUCCUAUGUAUUCAAUUAUUCAUUAAGGUCUACAUAUUCAUGCCUUCAGAUCGGUAGAAUUUUUCUCAUUUGACAAGGUCCUUCAGAGACGAUUUUGUUUUUGUCUCAAUCCCUAAACCACCCUCUCUUUCUCUCUCUCUGCCCUUCAUUUUUUUCUUGAUUUAUCAUUGUAUCGCUCGAGAAAAUGUAUGGAACUCAAAGCAAAAUAGACCUUGCCCUGGAAUACCAAUCCCAAAUACCAAUUCUGAGGCCUAGCAUCCAUUCCAGAAGGGCAAAUCUCACAGUAAAAUUUCAAGACCUUUAUGGGUUCACUGUUGAAGGAAAUGUGGAUGAUGUUAAUGUGUUAAACGAGGUUAGAGAGAAGGUGAGAGAAAGGAAUCGGGUAUGGUGGGCGUUGGAAGCUAGCAAAGGUGCAAAUUGGUAUUUGCAUUGUACUAUUGGCCAAGGGGGCACCAGCAGUGCCCUUAAGUCUUCCUUGAAACUCUCUGUACUAACAAAUGCCAUCACUCUGAAGAAGUUAAUUAGGCAAGGAAUCCCUCCGGUUCUUCGGCCUAAGGUUUGGUUCUCUUUGUCAGGGGCGGCUAAGAAGAAGUCUACGGUUCCUGAGAGCUAUUAUGAUGAUCUAACAAAGGCCACAGAGGGCAAGGUCACUGCAGCCACUCGACAGAUAGAUCAAGACCUACCACGAACCUUCCCUGGUCACCCAUGGUUGGACACACCAGAUGGGCAUGCUGCUCUUAGGCGAGUUCUUGUUGGCUACUCUUUCCGUGAUUCUGAUGUUGGGUAUUGUCAGGGGUUAAAUUAUGUUGCAGCAUUGUUGUUGCUUGUCAUGAAGACUGAGGAAGAAGCGUUCUGGAUGCUAGCAGUCCUGUUGGAAAAUGUCUUGGUGAAUGAUUGUUACACAAACAACUUAUCAGGAUGCCAUGUUGAACAAAGAGUGUUCAAAGACUUACUUGCUAAGAAAUGCCCGAGGAUAGCUAGUCAUCUGGAAUCUAUGGACUUUGAUGUCUCCCUUGUUGCCACCGAGUGGUUCCUUUGCCUCUUUUCAAAGAGCUUGCCAUCAGAGACAACUCUGCGAGUUUGGGAUGUUCUUUUCUAUGAGGGAGCCAAAGUGAUAUUUAAUGUGGCUUUGGCAAUAUUUAAGAUGAAGGAAAAUGAGUUGCUUCUAACCCGCCAUGUAGGCGAAGUAAUCAACGUUCUGCAGAGGACCACUCAUCACCUAUUUGAUCCCGAUGAUUUGCUAACUGUGGCAUUUGAGAAGAUAGGUUCAAUGACAAGCAACACAAUAUCAAAGGAAAGAAAAAAGCAGGAACCUGAAGUGAUGAAGGAACUUGAUGAGAGGUUCAGACGCUUGAAUUCCCUUAAAAGUUGAUGCCACAUAACAUUCAUUGAAUCAAUCGUUUACUCUUUAAAAAAAAAAAAGGUUCAGAACAAAUCAUCCAACCUUUCUAGUAGGCUAUCUCCGCUGCCUCAGCAGAAUGUGCUUAGGGCCUUUUUUUUCUUUCUCUUUCUUUCUUUUCUUGUCAAUUUUUUUUUUUUAUAAAAACAAGAUGUUGUACUCUGGAGGUGAUUAGUGUAAAAAUUUGCAGCGGGUACAUCUAAAACUCCUGAAUUAUAAUGCAAUUCAAAUGAGGGCAUUGUGAAAUUUCACUGCCUUGUUUUUGAUUUGUUAA